Messenger RNA from Alternaria hordeiaustralica, 942 nucleotides. RefSeq lists its product as uncharacterized. Lineage: Eukaryota; Fungi; Ascomycota; Dothideomycetes; Pleosporales; Pleosporaceae. Gene Ontology annotation, cellular component: mitochondrion. The coding region runs from base 1 to 942 and encodes 313 amino acids. The transcript is spliced from 2 exons. The record is from RefSeq and is a predicted model, not a curated record. Gene Ontology annotation, biological process: protein-FAD linkage; mitochondrial electron transport, succinate to ubiquinone; tricarboxylic acid cycle.
AUGGCGUCCUCAAGACUAGUUGCUCGCUCAUCGCGCGCCCUCCUCUCCCUCCCGCGCACCCAAUGCCGCACAUUCAGCAUCUCCACCCUCCGUAGCAAUGAGUUUGAAGCUCUCAACAAGCGCACAAACGACACCUCCGAGACGUACCGCAAAUACCAGAUCGAGAGACCUCUGAACCCUCACCUGACCAACACCACAUCUACCAUUGCCAAUGAGAUGCCUUCAAUUGGCAAUGACGCAGCCCCGCCCGAGCUGAUCACCAACGCCGACGCCAAAUUCGCACCCAAGGAUUCUGUGCCCGAGAACACCGAGCGCAUGACAGGCGGUACACAGGGCAGCAAGGAUCAGGACGUCAGCGGAGCGAACAGCGAACUGGGUGUUGGCGAGAUGGAGGGCGCCAAGUUCAAGGUCGAACCUAUCCGCAGGACUGGCGAGGACGCGAACACCAUGCAUCAGAGCCGCAAGAGGGGAACACUAGAAAGUGAUCUCCUCCUCAGCACCUUCGCCGACGCCCACCUAAGCACCAUGUCUCCUUCCCUGAUGCAGCAAUACGACACCUUCCUCGACGAGAACGACUGGGAUAUCUACUACUGGGCGACUCAAGAACCCACACCUACGUCUCACGAGACAGCUGAGGGCGGUGGCGCUGCGAUGUCCAACCCCAAUGCACAGGGCAUGGACGCGACGGCACAGACGAAGCUGCCCGAGAAGGACGAGCGCAAAAGACAACCUGGAGAGGGCGAGUGGGCGCAGACUGUGGGCACUUUCAAGCCCGCGUACAGGCCUGUGCCUAGCAGGUGGAAGGGCAGCGAGAUUCUCAGCUUGCUCCGGAAGCACGUCAACGAGCGCAAGGCAGGAGGCGUCAUCGAAGGCGAAGGCACCACAAAACAGGAAGGAAAGGGUCUCGGCAUGAUGCCUGAGAUCAAGAACUUCGACCAGUAA